Triticum dicoccoides is the source of this 1136-nucleotide messenger RNA. RefSeq lists its product as uncharacterized. The transcript is spliced from 3 exons. Lineage: Eukaryota; Viridiplantae; Streptophyta; Magnoliopsida; Poales; Poaceae. The coding region runs from base 351 to 716 and encodes 121 amino acids. The record is from RefSeq and is a predicted model, not a curated record.
ACACGGCGGUCAGGCGACGGAUCUCACCCUGCUGCACCGCCCAGGCGCCGGGACCGAGCGCUGCCGGUCCCCUGCACUGUCCCGGCGACUGCCCCCAACCCCCUCCAACUCCCCUCGUCCUCGUCCCUCCAGCAGCAACAUGGAUCCGGCGGGCCGGUGCACACCCUUCCCUUCACCAGCCCGAGCGCCCCGCUGGCGUGCCUCCAGCACUGGCUCUACGCGGCACAGCAGUCCACUCCUCCCCACGCCGCCCACACCCUCCCAUCUACCGGAUCAGGUCGUGGCUCCCCUCCUGCUCCUAUCUUCCUCCCCUGCGGCAGCUCCACUCCGGCCCCAGCAGAACCUCUCCUAUGGCUCAAGAUCCAUCAAGAUGGCUCCCCGUGCAGUCCGGCGACCACGGACGUGCAGCUCGCAUGCACAAAAUGUUGUUCAGUGCUCUUGCGUGUGUAGUUCAUGAGCGCGCGGCGACGACGGCAGCAACGCAUUGCACUCCGGUAGUUGCCGUGGUACCCUCUGGUGGUCGUUGUGGUUCAGCUCAGUGGCUGGCCAGCUUGGUGACGCGACAGGUGCAGUCAGCUGAGCGAUACUCUUCUCCAAGCGAGAAGAGGAGGGCGAUUUUGGUUCUUGUCCCCGUGCAGUUCAGGCGAUGCGCCCAUGCGGUGUGGAGCACAUGUGUAUGUAGUCCAUCGUCCAUGCGUCUACUACAGAUCGCAUAGUGGUGUAGUUGGCCGUUGAACCCGUGUUGAAGUUUUAUUUCGCCCUGCGUGCGUGAUGCAGUUUUGCGUCUCCCUCGGGUGGACGCAUAGCUACACUCCAGAUCGCCCAGUAUUGCAACCCAUUCCUUCCUUUACUUAUUUUUGCAGGAAAGAAUGUGGUGUAGUUCGGUUGGAUGUCCCGUUGGAGUUUGACCUUGUGCCAUUUCAGAUUAUAUUGUGCAGUGCGACAUGAGUUUCUCUGCUUGGGGUUCUCCGGGUACUUUAGUUGGGCUACUCGGAGAUAGAAAUUUCUGUGUACAGUAUAUCGUUGUAUGGUUGUGUAAAAAAAAUAUGAAUUUGUCUGUUGAGCAUUCUGAAGAGCUGAUGUUAUAUUUUUUACUUCGAGAAAUAUGAUGUGGUCUAUUAUGUGGUGGUUGGUAG